Nelumbo nucifera (sacred lotus) is the source of this 1592-nucleotide messenger RNA. RefSeq lists its product as uncharacterized. NCBI's taxonomy places the organism in Eukaryota, Viridiplantae, Streptophyta, Magnoliopsida, Proteales, Nelumbonaceae. The record is from RefSeq and is a predicted model, not a curated record.
AUUUCCUGCCACCCUUUUACUUUUAGACAUUGAAUUUUAUCUGGCGCCACUUGGAUUGCAUCAAACGCAGUAACAAUCCCAAAAUUUUCCAAUUUUCUAAUAAUUUUUUAUUGGGUGUGGAAGGAUUGAAGGAAUGUUAUUGUCUCUGAAAGAACAGGAGAAAAACAAAGACAGAAACAGAGGAAGAGAGAGCUUAAAAGAUUGAAAUUGUUGAUGGAGUAGUUCUUGUUGUCAGUUACCUGUUGUUCUGCAGUGGGUUUGCUUUAAUGGGCAAUGUUACUUCUGGUGUUGCUGCAAGACUCGCAUUUUUUCCUCCAGACCCACCAACCUAUGAUGUUGUGCAGAGAGAGGAUGGGAAGUAUAUUUUCAAUGGAGUCACGAAUGAUAAGAGCAUGGACGUGCAUUUGCUAGAAACAAAAGGAGGGAACAAGAUUGUUGCAACCUUUUGGAGACACCCAGAUGCGAGGCUAACAGUUUUGUAUUCUCAUGGCAACGCUGCUGAUUUGGGUCAGAUGAAGGAGCUAUUUAUUGAGCUUAGAGCACAUCUGCAUGUCAACAUUAUGAGCUAUGAUUAUUCAGGUUAUGGAGCCUCCACUGGUAAGCCGUCCGAGUUCAAUACGUACUAUGACAUAGAGGCAGUGUACAAUUGUUUGAAGAGAGAGUAUGAAAUUAAGCAGGAGGAUGUAAUUCUAUAUGGGCAAUCUGUUGGGAGCGGACCCACUCUACACUUGGCUGCACGUUUACCAAGGCUGAGAGGUGUUGUUCUUCAUAGUGCUAUCCUAUCAGGCAUACGGGUGUUGUACCCUGUCAAGAUGACAUUCUGGUUUGACAUCUUUAAAAAUAUUGACAAAAUACGGAACGUCAACUGCCCAGUUCUUGUUAUACAUGGAACAAGUGAUGACAUUGUUGAUUUCUCCCAUGGAAAGCGCUUGUGGGAACUUUCCAAGGAAAAAUACGAUCCACUAUGGAUUAAAGGUGGAGGCCACUGCAACCUGGAAACAUAUCCCGAGUAUAUCAAACACUUGCGGAAGUUCAUAAAUGCCAUGGAAAAGCUCUCUCUUAUGAAAGAAACAAAACCAGCCCUUCUUCCAAAUCCAUCUAUGACAGAAACAAAACAUAACAAAUGCUUGAGAUUUUCCAAGAGAUAACUGGUUCUUUUUAAUCAAUCCAAAAGCCAAUGCAGGCGAGCAGCUGCCAUAUGUUGCAUGGGGAACCGUCUUCAGGGGGAUUAGUUGAGCUUGCUUUCUUCAUGAACCCAGUAUUUUACAGCCAAGCCUUUUACGCUGUGUCAAGGGAACUGGUAGAAAUGAUACAUAGAUGUUUGCUCCAGAUAAGGUUCAAGCGCCAUGUUUAUGAUCAAUAGGCAAGUUCAUGUUCUAUGCUUACCAUACAAGUUGAGAAAUGUUAUAUCAAGAUGCAAGAUGUUAUUCUCCUGAAUCUGGGUUCAAUGUAUCAUUAGUCACAGUCGAUGCUUUGUAAAGUCUACCAAUUCAAAAGUAAAUAUAUGGAUUACAUUUGUCUUCUUUUGCUUAACUCUUAUUUUCUUUCACCAAAAAAUCAGAAAAAAAAAGACACGAUCCUCUUGCUUUCUU